Toxotes jaculatrix (banded archerfish) is the source of this 8580-nucleotide messenger RNA. Its product is annotated as collagen alpha-3(VI) chain-like. The coding region runs from base 126 to 7763 and encodes 2545 amino acids. Gene Ontology annotation, molecular function: protein binding; serine-type endopeptidase inhibitor activity. NCBI's taxonomy places the organism in Eukaryota, Metazoa, Chordata, Actinopteri, Toxotidae. The record is from RefSeq and is a predicted model, not a curated record. The transcript has 42 exons.
UUGGCAUUGGAACAAGGAGCUCUGACAGUCGAGAGCUGCAGAAGAUAUCGUAUGACCCUAGUUUUGCUCUGUUAGUGUCUGAGUUCACUGACCUCCCCGGUGUCCAAGAAAAGCUCUCUUCUGUAAUGAGCACAGUGCGAGUGAGGCCCACGCCCACAACAACAACAACAACAGUGACUGUGGAGAAACAGCCAACUGGAAGGGAUUUUGUGUUCUUGUUGGAUGGAUCUGAUGGUACUAGAGUGGGAUUCCCAGCUAUGCGAGACUUUGUCCAAAGAGUAGUAGAAACACUCAGUGUGGAUGACAACAAAGACCGUGUGUCAGUGGUUCAGUACAGCAGAGAUCCAGCUGUCCAGUUCUAUCUGAACACAUACACAACCAAAAGCGAGAUCCUUGACACUGUCAGAGGUUUGAGGCACAAAGGCGGAAGACCACUCAACACUGGAGCAGCUCUCCAGCACUUGAGGGACAAUGUCUUCACGGCCUCUGCCGGAAGCAGGCGCCUGGAAGGAGUUCCACAGGUCCUGAUAUUGCUAAGUGGUGGAAAGUCUUUUGACAGCGUUGAUGCGCCAGCCUCUGCUCUCAAGCAGCUGGGCGUCUUGACCUUUGCAAUUGGAACCAGGGGCUCUGACAGCAGAGAACUGCAGAAGAUAUCCCACGAGCCUAGUUAUGCUGUUUCUGUGUCUGAAUUCACUGACCUUCCCAGUGUCCAACAGCAGCUUCAGUCCUCCGUGGAGGCUGUGGCUACUGCCGUCACCCCAGAAUCUCCAACUGUACCUGUGGAGAAACAGCCAACUGGAAGGGAUUUUGUGUUCUUGUUGGAUGGAUCUGAUGGUACUAGAGUGGGAUUCCCAGCUAUGCGAGACUUUGUCCAAAGAGUAGUAGAAACACUCAGUGUGGAUGACAACAAAGACCGUGUGUCAGUGGUUCAGUACAGCAGAGAUCCAGCUGUCCAGUUCUAUCUGAACACAUACACAACCAAAAGCGAGAUCCUUGACACUGUCAGAGGUUUGAGGCACAAAGGCGGAAGACCCCUCUAUACUGGAGCAGCUCUCCAGCACUUGAGGGACAAUGUCUUCACGGCCUCUGCCGGAAGCAGGCGCCUGGAAGGAGUUCCACAGGUCCUGAUAUUGCUAAGUGGUGGAAAGUCUUUUGACAGCGUUGAUGCGCCAGCCUCUGCUCUCAAGCAGCUGGGCGUCUUGACCUUUGCAAUUGGAACCAGGGGCUCUGACAGCAGAGAACUGCAGAAGAUAUCCCACGAGCCCAGUUACGCUGUUUCUGUGUCUGAAUUCACUGACCUUCCCAGUGUCCAACAGCAGCUUCAGUCCUCUGUGGAGGCUGUGGUUAUUACCGUCACCCCAGAAUCUCCAACUGUAUUUGUUGAUAUGCAGGGCCCCCGGAAGGAUGUCGUUUUCCUUGUUGAUGGAUCUGCUGGUGUUGGACGGGAAUUUCCUAUCAUCCAGGAGUUCAUCCGCAGGGUCGUGGAGAGUCUCAGCGUGGGCGAGAAUAAGAUUCGAAUUGGCGUUGUCCAGUAUGGCGACUUUGCUCAGGCUGACAUGUAUCUGAACUCACAUACAACUAAAGAGGGUGUAAUGAAUGCUGUAAAGGGAAUGAGACAGCGAGGAGGAAGACAACGUAAUCUGGGUCAGGCCUUGCAGUUUGUCAGUCAAGAUGUUCUGACAGCAGAACGUGGAAGCAGGAAGCAAGAGGGUGUACCACAGUUUGUAAUUGUCAUCUCCAGUGGGUCCUCUACAGAUGACAUCAGUCGUGGAGCUACUUCCCUCAAACAAUCUAGAGUUCUUCCCUUCAGCAUUGGGACCAGGGAUGUUGAUCCUACAGAGCUCAAGGUGGUGUCCUAUGUGCCUAACUUUGCCUUCACUGUAGACGACCUCCCUGGCCUGUACACAGUCCAAGAAAAUUUAAUCACCACUCUCACUGAGCUAUCAGAUGAUGACAUCGCCAGGAUGCGCCCAGUAUUCCCAACCUAUGAUGUAAUCACACCAGCACCCACAGGACGGGAAAAGAGGGAUGUCGUUUUUCUAAUUGAUGGCACAACAGCAAUGCGUAAUGAGUUCUCUUCCAUCCGUGACAUGAUAAGAAGAGUUGUGGAGAAACUGGAUGUAGGACUGGAUAAGGUUAGAGUUUCAGUGGUACAGUACAGUGAUGAACCAAAGUUGGAAUUUCUUCUGAACGAAUUCUCCACCAAAGAUGAAGUACGCCAGGCUGUGAUGAAACUUCGAAACAGAGGUGGAAACCGCCUAAACACAGGUCGUGCUCUUGAGUGGGUCUCCAGAAACAUCUACCAGAGGUCAGUGGGAAGCCGUAUUGAAGAUGGUGUUCCUCAGUUCCUCAUUCUAGUGACAGGAGGCAAGUCUACAGAUGAUGUAUCUGCUCCAGCUGACCAACUUAAGAGAAACCGCAUUGCACCUGUUGCCAUUGGUUCAAGGAAUGCAGACCCUGAUGAACUGAGACAGAUUUCCCUGAAGCCUGAACUUGUGUACACAGUUGACAGUUUUCAGCAGCUUCCAAGGGUGGAGUCACAGCUCACUGAUUCUGUCAAAACAAUAUCCACCACUGAUAUCAUCAGUAGUUAUGUUCCUCCUACAGUGACCAUAGAGUCCCUAAAUCUUGGGAGAAAGGAUAUAAUUUUCCUUAUCGAUGGCUCAGACAAUACGGGUUCUACUGGCAUUGCACAUAUCCGUGACUUCAUCCUCAACAUUGUCCAAAAACUUGAUGUGCAGCCUGAUCAAGUGCGUGUGGCUGUUGUCCAGUAUGCAGACAGAGUUAAAACAGAGUUCUCACUCAACUCACACAACAACAAGCCAGCUGUUAUCUCUGCAAUCAAAAGACUUCGUCAGAUGGGUGGUCGGUCAUCAGACCUGGCUGACGCCAUUAACUAUGUCCUACAGAAUGAGUUAAAAACCUCUGCUGGUAUGCGUCCGGCUGAGGCCUCCCAGCAUCUUGUGGUUCUGACAGGUGGACGUUCUCCCCAAGAUGUUUCAAUCUAUGGACCUCUGCUUAAGAGCUCCCGAGUAAACUGCAUUGGUAUUGGAGCUGGUGGUGCUGACACAAGACAGCUGACCCAAAUUGCCACAACCUCGGAUGAUGUCCUUCAGGUUCCCACAUUCCCUGGCUUGGCAGCAAUCCAGAAGAGGUUUACUGAGAGGUUGUUGACACCUGAGACUCCCAUUUACAUAACACCCACAGAGUAUGGGGGUGAUGACCUGCAAUCUAAAAAGGCUGAUAUAGUAUUUUUGGUGGAUGGCUCCAUUAACUUGGGCCGGGACAACUUCAAUGAAGUGAUGUCAUUUAUCCUCAACCUAAUUGACCUGUUCUUCAAUGAGAGAGACGACCUGAGGAUUGGCCUGGCACAUUAUGCCGCAGAUGUGACGGACGUCUUCUUCCUCAACACCUACAAGAACAAGCAAGACAUUAUAAGCGCCAUUGGACGAGCAGACUACAAAGGUGGACGUAAAAUCAAUACUGGUGCAGCCAUUCGCCACGUUCAAGAUGUUCACUUUACCAAAGAAAAAGGUAGUAGGAUGGAUGAGGGCACUCCUCAGAUCCUAAUGGUUAUCACUGGAGGACGCUCAGCUGAUGACAGCAAAACAGCAGCCCUUGGUCUGAAGAAAAAAGGUGUGAGAGUCUUUGCUGUAGGAGUGGGUGACACCGAAAAUGAGUUAGAAAACAUAGCAAGCGAGUCCUCCACUGUGGCUCGAGCAAGCACCUUCCUGGAACUCUCAGAGCUUAAUGAGCAAAUCCUGGAGACUCUGGAUGAUGAAGUGAAAGGGAAGCUGUGUGUUGGUGUGCCAGAUACUCCUAUAACUUGCAGUAUAGAGGUGUUGGUGGGCUUUGAUGUUUCUGCCCAGAACAUCUUCAGUGCUCAGACCAACCUCCAGAGCAAGAUGGGCUCUAUUCUGCAGAGGAUUUCCAAAAUGGCAGCCAUCAGCUGUUCAGCUGGGCAGAUCCCCUCUGUGCAAGUGGGCAUGCUGGCCAUGGACUCUGCCUCUGAGCCUGUCCAGCUGGAUUUCACAGACAAUGCUGAUGAGCUCUUUGAGGCCUUCAGGGCCCUGCGAAGUCGUGGCCCCUUUGUCCUCAAUGGCAAGACCAUCUCAGCUUACACCAAUAGGUUCAAAACAAGACAGGACAAUAUUGUCAAGGUUGUCAUUCAUUUGACCGACGGUCUUGAUGCCCCAUAUGCUGAAAUGAAACGGCGAGUUGAGGAGCUUCGGCUGUCAGGAGUUAACAGUUUCAUUCUGGUCGGGCUGGAACGAGUGCCCAAAUUUGAGGAGGCUUUGCUUUUGGAAUAUGGUCGUGGCUUCAGGUACACAAGACCCUUACGAGUCAACAUCAUGGACUUGGACUAUGAGCUUAUGGAAGAACUGGACAAUAUUGCAGAAAGAGAGUGCUGUAGUGUGCCUUGCAAAUGUACUGGCACCAGAGGAGACAGAGGUGCAGUUGGACUUUCAGGCUCUAAGGGUAGUUCAGGAUCACCAGGAAGCCAAGGACAUCCUGGAGAUGAGGGUGGACCUGGAGAGAGAGGUCCUCCUGGUGUGAAUGGAACACAGGGUUUCCAGGGAUGUCCUGGACAGAGAGGUGUCAAGGGUUCUCGUGGGUACUCAGGAGAAAAGGGUGAAUCUGGAGAAAUUGGGCUUGAUGGGAUCAAUGGAGAAGAGGGCAUAAGUGGAGUGCCUGGACCAGUGGGAGACAGAGGAAACCCUGGCAGAAGAGGUCCCAAAGGCUCCAAAGGACAAGCAGGAGACAGAGGAGAACUGGGAAUCAGAGGAGACCCUGGUACAAGUGGAAGAGAUAACAACCAGGCAGGACCCAAAGGAGACCCUGGUGAUGCUGGACCACCGGGAGAGCCUGGUGAGGAUGGAAACAAGGGAGGCCCUGGUGAACUUGGAAGAAGGGGAGCUGAUGGUAGAAGAGGCCCACCUGGAAAGGCUGGAAAUCCCGGAAGACCAGGAGCAGAUGGUUUGCAGGGAGAGCCUGGUAUUGGAGGACCUAGAGGUUCACCUGGACCGAUUGGUGCCCCAGGACCCAGAGGAGAAGAUGGGAACCCUGGACCCAGGGGUCCUGGAGGUGACCCAGGUUCCCCUGGAGAGCGAGGCAGAAGAGGAGCUCUUGGUCGCAAGGGAGAGCCAGGAGAUCCAGGACCUAAGGGUGUUAUUGGACCUCUUGGCCCCCGCGGCGAACCUGGUGAAGAUGGUAAAGAUGGGGCUGGUGUCAUAGGGCCCAAAGGAAGAAAGGGUGAUGAAGGCUUCCCUGGAUUCCCAGGACAAAAGGGAGCAGCUGGCGAUCCUGGCAACAAGGGUGGACCUGGACCGAGAGGAAAUCGUGGACAGAGGGGUGUAUCUGGGAACAUUGGUGCACCUGGACAGAAAGGAGAGAUUGGACAUCCUGGGCCAUAUGGUCAGAAAGGGCCGAGGGGACCAGGUGUUGUGCAAUGUGACCUGGUCAAGAAGAUUCGAGAAAACUGUCCUUGCUGUUACGGUCAGCAGGAAUGCCCUCUCUACCCCACCGAGCUGGCCUUUGCCCUGGAUGCAUCUCAGGACGUUGACCGCUCAGCUUUCAACAACAUGCGCGACACAGUCCUGCGCCUGGUCAGGAACAUUACCAUCGCUGAGAGUAACUGUCCAAGAGGAGCUCGUGUUGCUGUGACCCUAUACAACAAUGAAGUUACCACUGAAGUUCGCUUCGCCGACGCAUUGAAAAAGCGUGCUCUGGUUCAGCGCAUUGAGGGACUGCAGACCCUGCAGAAUAACAAGAGGCGCAGUUUGGAUUUGGCCAUGAGCUUUGUGGCCCAGAAUACCUUCAAGAGGGUGCGCAGUGGCUUCUUAAUGAGAAAGGUGGCCAUCUUCUUUGUCGGUGGAGCAGCUGGUCAGGCACAAGCAAUUGCUAAUGCAGCUCUCCGUCUCCAUGAUGCUGGAAUCGCCACUCUGUUCUUGGUCAACCGUGAGGAAAGAGCACUCAGCAGAGCACUGCAGGCCAACAACACAGCUUUGGCCCAGGUAAUUGUCCUUCCCAGUCCUGGAAGUGCACAGUACAAUUCAGUCAUCCAGAAGGUUAUGAACUGCCAUGUCUGCCUAGACAUCUGUUCUCCAGACCAAAUGUGCGACUAUGUGCCCCCAGCAACCAGCCGAGAUAGGAGGUCUUUCUCCGCAGAUGUAGACAUUGACAUGGCUUUUAUUUUGGACAGCUCUGAGUCUACCUACCCAACCAUCUUUACUGAGAUUAAACGCUACAUAGCGCAGAUAGUGGACCAUCUACAAGUGUCUUCAAAUCCCACAUCAUCCGUUCACCAAGCAAGAGUGUCUGUGAUCCAGCAGGCACCUUACGAGUUCCUCCACAACAAAACUGGCUCUCCCAUCCGCUUGGAUAUCGGCUUGACUGAACAUCAGUCAUCUCAAGAUAUUGUCAAAUUCCUGCUGGAGAAGACACCACAGUUAGAGGGUGGCCGGGCACUGGCUGAGGCUAUCGAAUCGACAGUGGAGCAGGUGUUUGAGAAGGCACCUCUCCAACGUGACAAGAAAGUACUGAUGCUCUUCGUGACAGGAAGUGUGGAGGAAGAAGAGGAGCGGCUGGUGCGUAUCGCCACUGAGAUCAAGUGCAGAGGCUUCUUCCUGGUCAUCAUGGGUGUGGGCGAGAAGUUGAGUGCUGGAGAUUCUCGUGUUUUGUCACGCAUGGCCAGUGAGCCAUCGGACGUUUUCUUCAAAAGGCUGGACAGCACCUCACAGUUUUAUGACAAACACAUCCAGACCUUCAGCCAGCUGCUGCCAAAGUAUAUCAGCAUUGAAAAUGCUUUCUACAUGUCACCUGAAGUCUCCAAAAACUGCAAGUGGUUCCAGAGUGACCAGCCACUAAAAAACCCAUUCACAUCAUCACAGCAACAAGAGAAAGACCAGAAACAUCACGAGAAUCACCAAGCAGUUCAUCAAAGAAAGCACAAAGAUGCAGAUGAGCUACACGUCUCUAAUGUCACCUCCAGUGGCUUGAAAUUGCGUUGGAGCAACCCAGACCCCAAAUUCUUCGUCUAUUUUGAGGUAGUGGUGACAAGGUUGCCCGACCAUGCCCUGGUACUGAAGACCAAUGUCUCAGGCACCCAGCUUUCUGUGGACAACUUACAAAGUGCUCAGACAUAUCAUGCUGUGGUCACCGCCCACACUGCCGAGGGCCAAAUUGUCUCCACCCGCAAAGGCAUCAUCACUACCAAAGCGGCAGAGCAUAAACCAGCCAGCCAAGUCACCAGUCCUGUAAAUACCACACCACUGGACAAACCAGAAGCUGUUAAUGAAUUUGCAGACCCAUGUUCACUUGACUAUGACCCUGGAAUGCCGUGCAAAGACUAUCAGGCUAAGUGGUUCUUUGACAGAAAGAACGGGAUCUGUACACAGUUCUGGUAUGGAGGUUGUGGAGGCAAUGAAAAUAGGUUCGACACUGAGAUGCUCUGCUUGAAAAACUGCAUGAGGUCAGUGCCAGAGCCUCAGCCAAAAAUGCAGCAGGAAGAACAGGUGGAGAUCCUCCCAGCUCCUGUGGCCUCUACAGCCGAGGACAUUUGUCAGCUUCCCAAAGAGGAAGGCUCUUGUGCCAAAUUUGUCCUCAAGUGGUACUAUGAUGCCCCCAGCAAGAGCUGUACACGUUUCUGGUAUGGAGGCUGCGGCGGAAACCAGAAUCGUUUCGACACACACGACCAGUGUAUGAACUCCUGUGGAAAACCAGCAGCCGUCAGCCAAGGAGUCAUUGCUGCAAUAAGAACAUAGGACAAAAGUGACAAACAUGGCCAGCGUUUGCCCCUGUUCAGGGGAAUCUGAGAUGAACCAUCCAAACUGGCCACACUGUAAAGAUGCAACACCAAAGCAAUGUUGGCUGCACUGGAUCCACAAACAUGGACUUUAUACCCCAAAUUCUUGAAGUAGUUAUUUUCACGACAAGAAGGAAGGCAACACGAUUUGCUGCAUGAUUUGUUUUAACCUACUGGUGCUACAUAUUUGUGUUACAGGUGGCGUUGUUAAGUGCAUUCAGUUUUGUAAAGUCAGUUUUUCUGGAACAUCAUAUGAGUUUUCAUAUUUUUUAAAGUGCAGUUUUAUGAUUAAACAAGAAACAUAUAUGAAUAUCUUGGACAGAGAUCAGCAGUAAAUCAGUACAUACAGGACUGGCAUUAUUCAGUGCAGUAAUCUUUUUUAUAUUGUUUUGUUUUUUUGUUUUUUUUUUUACAUUCCACAUUCACACAGAAACAUAGCCUUUUAUUGAUUUAUAUUUCUGUUGAACAUUCCUUCACUAUUUUACAAUCACAGAAUCCACAGCAGUGUUUAUUUGUGUGGCAGUGUGUGUAUUUAAAUGACAGUGACCAACUGCUCGGAUGCAAAAAUAUUAAUGUAACAUAAAGUGCACUUCUGGAGCCACUGCCUCAAAAACACAAUAUCCACCUAUUGAGAAAUGGAAUGUACUUGUCAAGCUGUUUUUUUUUUUUUGUUGUUUUGUUUUUUUUUUUUUUUUUUUGUUUCAUUUGGUUUUACUGAAAUUUGUGUUUCAUUUGGGUAUAGGGGAAAUAAAAAUGAAUUAGACUUUCUAAUAAAC